AUGGGGGGCGGAUUAUACCGUAAGCCGAGUCGGGAGAAGUUGGAGCUGCAGGCGGAAGGUCACCUGAUCCCCAGAUCCCUCUCCGACAUCAGUGUCCACGUUGGGAUCUCGGAGAACCGGAGGAGCUCCCCGAAACUCAACCUGUUUGACCGCUUUGUGAACUACAGCCGAGCGUCUCUGAACUCCCUGCUGACCGAUAAACCGACCCAACAGAACAUUCUGCUGGAUGAGCCCGACAAGCACACGCUUCUCAUGGAGGAGAUGAGGGGAGAAGAGGACACCUUCCUCUGAUUGGAUGCCAAAGGAUAUCUGGGGCCAAAGGUCACAGAGCGCUACCUAAGAGCCGGGGUCACCGGCCAC
This is a messenger RNA of Nanorana parkeri, 360 nucleotides long. RefSeq names its product copper-transporting ATPase 1-like. The record is from RefSeq and is a predicted model, not a curated record. The coding region runs from base 1 to 291 and encodes 96 amino acids. The transcript has 2 exons. Lineage: Eukaryota; Metazoa; Chordata; Amphibia; Anura; Dicroglossidae.